AUGGCGAACCGUACGGACCCGACGGCGAAGAGUAUCCAUGGGACAAACCCGCAGAAUUUGGUGGAGAAGAUCCUCCGCUCGAAGAUUUACCAGCAUACGUACUGGAAGGAGCAGUGCUUCGGGCUCACGGCGGAGACCCUCGUCGACAAGGCCAUGGAGCUCGACCACCUCGGUGGCACCUACGGCGGCAACCGGAAGCCAACCCCGUUUAUGUGUCUAGUCUUGAAGAUGCUCCAGAUCCAGCCCGAGAAGGACAUCGUCGUCGAGUUUAUCAAGAACGAGGACUACAAGUAAGCCCCUGCUUGUGUGGCCUGAAUCGAGUUUGUUCUUCAUCAGCGUAUCUCAUUGUUUUUGCUCUCUGUUUCUCCCUCUUGUUCUGUGUAGAUACGUCCGUAUCCUCGGUGCGUUCUACCUGCGCCUGACAGGGACGGUGACGGACGUGUACCAAUACCUCGAACCUCUUUACAAUGACUACCGUAAGCUGAGGCGCAAAUUGACGGACGGGCGUAAGCCUCUGCCUUCUCAGCUCAUCUAAUUUUUUGUCUACCUCGCUCAGUGCUGCUUUAAUCUCUUCAUCUUUCAGAGUUUGCGUUGACUCAUGUGGACGAAGUAAUCGACGAGCUUCUGACCAAGGAUUAUUCCUGUGACAUUGCCCUUCCACGCGUCCAGAAAAGGUGGAUUCCACCGGAACUUCCUGCUUGGUUUUUGGCAAUUUUCCUUUGUAUCCAGUAUUUUUGCCUCUCGUACUUUUUGUCGCAAGAAUAAGAGUUGCCAUUAACAAGGGUGGAUCAUAAAGGAGAAGGUUACUGUGCAUUUCUCCGCAAACCAUAACCGCGAACACUAAGUUUUUUUAGGAUGCACUGGCUUGAGAGUUUCUCAGGUAUUUCAUUCAUGCCUAGAAAUUAGAUACCCAUGUAUAUGAGAAAUACAGUUACAUUAACGUAGUUAAAGUCUUUAUGAUAAAUAUCUACCAUAUUUUCCCAUAUGAUUAUUAUCAUAUAAUAAGAUCUGCAGACAUCCUUGCUUAAUAGAGUCCGAAAAUUCGUCAUCUCAUUUGGUGAUUAACGUUGUGGCCAGUGAAUAGUUUGUUACAUGUCUUACAUGGGCUCCGAUUAAUGUCAUGUCCGAUAAUCUCUGUGUGAUAUUCUGCACUGUGGUCUCGUGGCUGUAUUUUGAGGACUUAUCUUUUGCCAUCAGCUCUCUUUGUUUCACCUUUUAUCUCAUGGUUGCUCUACUUUUUGGUUGUCUCUUCAGAUGAACUUUUUUCUUGUUGAUCUGAAACUUAAAAAUGGGUAUCUUCUUGUGGACAGACUGACUCUCGAAGCCACUGGCAUUUUAGAUCCUAGAAGAAGUGCUUUGGAAGAUGACUUCGAAGAGGAAGAAGAAAAAGAAGAGGAUGAGCCCCCUUCUUUGGAACCUGAGAAGGUUUUCCCUCUACUCAAUAGAUAUUAUCUAAGCCGUCCUGUUACCCUGCAACGAUUGCUUGCUGAUGUAACCGGCUUACUUGUUAUCGAUAGGAUUACCACCGUGGACGGAGUCCUGCAAGGGAUAGAGACAGGGACAGAGACAGGGACAGAGAUAGAGACAGGGACAGGGAUAGAGAAAGAGACAGAGAUAGAAAGCGUGACAGUUAUAAGCAAUACAGGUAUGAUGUUUCUCUCGUACCAAGAUUACAUAUUAUGCUGUAUCUUUGGAAUAUCCUGCCUUCUACAGUGCUUUUUUGUUUUUUUUUUGAAAUUGCUUUUUGUCGGUCCCUUUAUGCAUAUCCUCAAUAGGUUUUAUAAUCUACUUUGAAUGGCGAUGUUAGUUGUGGCAUCAUCUUACUCAGUCACAUUAGUUCUAUGAACAAUAACUUAUUCUUUUAUUUUUGGGUCUCUUCAGUAUUAUUUUAGGCUCUUCUCAUGAAGGAUUUCUCGUUACAUUAUAUCUACAGUGGCAUCAUAGAAUUUUUAUACAUCAAGUGAAAGGCGGAUGAAUUUUUUUGUAUUUUGGAUUUCGCAUUCCUUGGAAACUUGCGAUCAUUUCUUGUCGUAUCUCCUUGAAAAGGUAUCACUCGUACCAUUGUUUCUUGCAUUGACAAUUGUAAAGAAAGUUCGUGUAUGCCUUGAUUCAUUUUCCUUCAAACUGAGUUAAAAUUGACACAUUAUUUGUUAAUUUUGAAAAAAAAAAAAUAACAGUAUUUUACCCAAAUAGUAAGAAAAUCGGGAUUCAAACCUCAGCCAAUUUUUCCUGUAGUGCGAAUUGCGGAAUGAGAAACUUCUGUUGGGAUGGGAUACAUACAACCUUCACUCCAUGAUAGCUUUUAUGGCUGUAGUUCAAUAAUUUACCGAUAAAUGCUUGCUACAGUUGUUGUAGAUGUCCUGGUUUUUCUGUGCUGAUCGUUAAAGCGAGAACUAUGAUGGGCGACUCGAUUAUUUCCGUUUGGCACUAGAUUUUUUAAGGUGAACGAUAUCAGCACUCUGAUGGCUUCACCAUGGGAGAUGUAAAAAACACGUUCCUUUCAUUAUAGCAUUGUGCUUUUGGGUUCCAUAUGGAUGUCUAGUUUAUAAAUGCAUCUUAGUCAUUCCAUUAAUGAAGGAAGAACUACCGGAUUGGAAGCUUACGUCAAGGUACACCUUGAUUGCAUCAUUGAUUUUACUGCUAUGGCUUUAUUAUCUCAAGUGCCUAUGCUAGAAAUGAAUGCUUCCUAUAAUAACUCCAGAUGACCCUGCCAGGUUUCUCUGCACUGACAGUGUGCAGUGAGAAGUAUGAUGGGUCACACAUUUCUACAGUACCUGAAUAACGUGCAGUUUGCUAUUGCUUUUAAUAAAAACUUCUUCGUUUUAUCCCGUUGGUACUUUGGUAUCCAUGUGCAUAUAAACUUCAUAAGAUCUUGUCAGCCGCAGUACUAUUCAUGACUUGACAUUCAUUUGUAGCUCGCCCUUUUAAUCAAUGAUACCAUACUCGGACCGUAACCCAUGUUUUUUGAAUCAUUUAUCUAUGGUCAAGGAAAGCAUAGGCCAUCCAUAUGGGAACAUCUUCUGAAAGUUCCUGUCUAAUCAUUUUCGUGAACGGCUUUCCAAUCGAUUUAUUUCAUCGUCACACUGUUUAAUGCGCGUCUGUUCCACGGCAUGAAUGUGUUUGUGACCAUUGUGGUGAACUAAAGAUUACCUAACAGCAUCAAUAUUUUUUACUGGAUGCUUUACGAAUUGUUUCGCGUUUGUAAUUUUUGGAGCUAUGAACAAAGAUGCCGCACCUACUUGAUACUAAUGAAUGGAUAUUGCAGAAAGAAAAUGCUUCAUUCAUUUGUCUUGUGGCAUGUGCUCACGUGUCUUGUAUGUUCUUUAGUCUUUUGAGAUCCUCAUUUUCAAUUUCUCCUCCUCACAUAUAGUUCCAAGUUGUACCUGUGUAAUAUGAAUGAAGAGAGAGGAGAGGGACUGCAGACAGUAGAUGGAGGCAGAUGAAGAACAAGUGGGUAGGGAGAAAAUAAACGCAGCAGGGUGAAAGGGAGCGGGGAGACAGAUGGAAAGAGAUGGAGGGGACAGACAGACUCGUAUGAAUGAGGUGGGAUGAACCAGAAAGAGAGAGAGAGAGAGAGAGAGAGAGAGAGAGAGAGAGAGAGAGAGAAGAUGAGGAAUUCAUUGUACGAGAUGAUCCCCAUCCUUUAAAAACUAGAACCAAGACCCUUAGUUUAUUCCAAAGCUGCUGUGGAUAUCAUUUGCGAACUGCUUGAUGCAUUUCCUUUGACAAUAUUAGACCGUCGUUCGAGUGAUAUCUUAUUAAGAAAGACUCUUGCUUUUCACAGGGACAGGGACAGAGACAGGGACAGAGACAGAGACAGAGACUACGAUCGAGAGCGCACUCGGGGCCGUGACCGAGACCGGGAUCGGGACCGGGAGAGGGACCGUCACCAUCUGCGAGACGAGGACCACGGGCGCGAUCGAGAACGAGAUGGUAGAGAUAGAGAGCGGGAAAGGGAGAGGAGAGAGAGGGAUCGUGGAAGGCACAGGAGUCGCUCAAGGAGCAGGGAGCGGCGAGACCGCGACCGAGAUGGAGGGGAUCACCGCAAGAGGCACGCUCGCUCCACGAGCCCCCGCAGGCGCCAGGAGGAGACUCGCAGUGAGCCCAAGAAAAAGAAGGAAAAGAAAGAGAAGAAGAGCGACGGGACGGACCACCCGGACCCGGAGAUUGCCGAGGCCAACAGACUCAGAGCUUCUCUUGGGUUGGCUCCGCUCAGGCUCUGA
Messenger RNA from Spirodela intermedia, 4223 nucleotides. Lineage: Eukaryota; Viridiplantae; Streptophyta; Magnoliopsida; Alismatales; Araceae. The record is from the annotation of a GenBank genome assembly.